Hydatigera taeniaeformis is the source of this 1803-nucleotide messenger RNA. The record is from the annotation of a GenBank genome assembly. Lineage: Eukaryota; Metazoa; Platyhelminthes; Cestoda; Cyclophyllidea; Taeniidae.
AAAUGUACAGUGACCCUUUACAACGAAGUGGAACCCCUGACUUCUUACGUGGAACGGGAGGAUGCUUUUUAUUAUCGCCUCAUUUACGAUCCCAACACGAAACGCCUACAGGAGGAUCGAGGUUCUAUGCGAAUCGGUUCGGACUUUCAGUGCGAUGUUCAGCCACUCUUGACUAAAGGCGAAAACGAUCCUCGUUUCAGACAGAAUCUGGAGGAAAUCCUAUGGAAUCCCGUAAACUCUCCCUCUCUCUCAGAAAUGGACACAUUUAUUAGUGCAGUAAAAGCAGUUGGUCUCUACGGUCGCGCCUGUGAUCCGGCUAGUAGUCAGCAGAAUCCUCUCCUUAUUAAUGCUGCAGCUGCUGCUAGUCGGGACAUAACUCUUCAGUUUGCGCACGACAUUCUAUUCAGAGCUGCUUUUAAUGUCCAGAAAGCCAUGUCCCACUUACUCCCCAACGGUCAGCCGGUGGUAUGCAAGGACGAGCUAGAGAUGUGGACGGCACACGAAUCUUCUCUGUUCGAGGAGGCCUUAGGGAAACACAUCAAGGAUUUUGCCCACAUAAUCUCCGACUUUCUGCCCUGGAAGUCUUCCAAAUCCAUUGUAGAGAUGUACUACUUUUGGAAGACUACUGAUCGCUACACUCGUCAUCGCAAGAACAAGAUGAUUACCAGGGAACAGAAACUCAAACAGGUCUACAUCCCAGACUAUAGCAAGCCAAACUCUUCUGUCCUUUACAACCGCACUGACGGCAACGAUCGUGGUUGUGAAUGUUGCUACGUCGAAACAUCACCUCAGUGGUACGCCUGGGGUCCGCCAAACCUGAUGUGUCGCCUUUGUUCAGGAUGCUGGACCUACUGGAAAAAGUACGGCGGCUUGAAAAAUCCCGACAAGAGAGGUGCCCCAGUAAAUUCACGUCCGUCCCCCGAGCAACGCGUUCAAGAUCGUCUCGAGGCUAGAAAGUCGGCAGUUGCGGCUGCAGGAAUUUCUGCCACCCCAUCUCCUUCAACGGAAGGAUGUGGGGUGGGUCAUCAGAAGGCACCUUCCCUCCACCCUCAUUCCGACAUUAAUGUUACUCCCACCGUCUACCGAUGCAACCAGCCCGAUUGUGUCAAGGAGUUUCGUAGCAAAGAAAACUUUGCCAUCCAUCUUGCUCAGGUCCACAACGUGACACUUAUUUCUGACGGCUCAUCAAGCUUCCCAGUAGCCCUGGCCGCAGCUGCCGGCGUAUUUCAGCACGGUGCAGGCACCCAGGGAAUUCUCACACCGCCCUCCAUUCGUAUAGUCCGCACUCUCUGUCCACUCCUUCUACGACCCGCCAUUCUUGCUCGUAGGCCUACGAAAUUGGCUAACUCGACAGCUCAGCAGAGGUCGCCCUCUGAGCCCAUCAUACCGACCGAUGAUCUCAUGGUUCGCCUCAAAACCCUCGCUAAAUCGAGGAUCCCGGCUCUGCGAGACCCACAGGCUGUUUUAAAACGCAAGCUCCCAGUUCGCUCUCUAAAAUCGGUGGUCAAGAAGUUGCUUCUUCGGUUGGGUCGAGCUGAUGACUCUGCCAUCGUUACCACCUCUUUCAAACGUUCCUUCGAUUCCACCUCUUUGUCCCACAACGGAGAUGCCGCAAAUGGCAUGGAACAGCCUGCGGAAAAGAAAUCACGAUUAGAUUCCCUAGCUCAGAAUUGCAGCAGUACCAACGGACGCGUGGGGUUCUUUCACUUUUCCCCUUUUCUCAGUCCUUCUGUACAUGAUUCCUUCACGUUUGUUUCUAUCCUUGUUUUGUCCCUGCUGCCUCGCCGUCCCUUUAGCUCUUAG